Messenger RNA from Halichondria panicea, 1377 nucleotides. Its product is annotated as cyclin-dependent kinase-like 4. The record is from RefSeq and is a predicted model, not a curated record. Gene Ontology annotation, molecular function: protein serine/threonine kinase activity; ATP binding. Bases 111 to 1250 code for a protein of 379 amino acids. Gene Ontology annotation, cellular component: nucleus. Gene Ontology annotation, biological process: protein phosphorylation. The transcript has 9 exons. Lineage: Eukaryota; Metazoa; Porifera; Demospongiae; Suberitida; Halichondriidae.
AUUGAAAUAGUUGUAAAGGCAUAGCAACGCAAACAACACCAAGACAAGACGAGGUGAUUGUGAUCAUCAACACAGCGAAGAAUAUGAGAGAGGAGCUGUGAGGACUUAUUAUGGAGAAAUACGAGCGCAUGUGCAAGAUCGGGGAGGGUGCGUAUGGUGUGGUCUUCAAAUGCAAGCACAGGGACACGGGACAAAUAGUAGCCAUCAAAAAGUUCUUUGAGAGUGAGGAUGAUCCUUUAAUCAGGAGAAUAGCCUUCAGAGAAGUGCGGAUGCUCAAGCAACUGCGACAUGGCAAUCUAGUGAACCUGAUGGAGGUGUUUCGUCGCAAGCGUAAGAUCCACCUCGUGUUUGAGUAUUGUGAUCACACUGUCCUCACUGAGUUAGAGAGACAUCCACACGGACUUGAGGAGGAUCUGUUGAAGAAGAUCAUCUGGCAGACAUUAGAGGCCAUCAACUACUGCCACCAACAUGGAGUCAUACACAGAGAUGUUAAACCAGAGAAUAUCCUCGUAUCUAAGAAUGGAGUAGUCAAACUCUGCGACUUUGGAUUUGCCCGAAUGCUCACUGGUCCUGGUGGAGAGUACACAGAGUACGUGGCCACUCGCUGGUAUAGAGGACCAGAGCUGCUAGUGGGGGAUACUCAAUACGGACCUCCUGUGGACGUGUGGGCAAUAGGGUGUCUGUUUGCUGAGUUGCUGACGGGACAGCCUCUCUGGCCUGGAAAAUCUGACGUUGACCAACUCUAUCUACUCAGAAGGACAUUUGGUGAGCUGACUCCACACCACAUGGAGGUCUUCAAGGGGAACACGUACUUCAGAGGUCUCAACAUCCCAAUACCAGAGUCCACUGAUCCUCUGACUGCAAGGUUCAGUAAGUUCACACCCCAGACCCACUCCUUCUUGGAGGGUUGCCUUGUGUUGGACCCUGCUGGACGAUUGUCAUGUGAUGAACUACUAGAGCACUCGUACUUUGAUGGCUUCAGGGAUUGGUUCAGGUCUGAGCUAGAUCUGCUGCUGGCUAAGGACGCUAAGAAAGUUGCUAAAUCAAAGUGUCGAAUGCAUUCUCGUCACGGUGUGGGUGGUCGCAGCACCCCCCACACGGGGUCUAGUGCAUCAGCCCAACCCCCAGCUGACGGACACACGGACAGACGCUUGCCACAGCUCAAAACACUACAAGAGCAGACACAGAUACCAGAGAAGAAGCCAGGGAGUCAAUUGGAGCAUUUGCCCAUCAUAAAUCAUCAUUCAUGAACAGUUCAACACAUGGAACACUUAAAAACUUUGUUGAAUUUUUGUCUUACACCACGUACCUAUUAUAAUGUAAUUGAUUCAAGUUUGAGAGCCAACGAUAAUUAUGUAUCAAAAUUUUAUUAUUUGG